Molecule: messenger RNA, 1980 nt
Organism: Panicum virgatum (switchgrass)
Lineage: Eukaryota; Viridiplantae; Streptophyta; Magnoliopsida; Poales; Poaceae
Product: nucleolin-like
Exons: 2
Coding region: 138-1631 (497 amino acids)
Source: RefSeq, a predicted model, not a curated record
GUUUCUCCCGGCCCAACUCGCUGCCCGUAUUGUUAAUCCAGAAGGCCAAAAGCUUCUCCUCGCCUCCCGUCGCGAUCGAGAAGCACACGCUCCAGCCACCAGCCGACAUCCUUCCCGCGCCGCCGCGGCCGCCGGGGAUGGACGCCGCGGGGGCCGCGGCGAAGUUCCGGGCCCUCGAUGCCGAGCUCGCCGCUAAGUCCUCUCGCAUCGCUGAACUGGAGGGCAGGGUCUCGCUCCUCGAAGCCGAGAACACGCGAUUGAGGAAAGCCCUGGGGAGAGGAGAAGCAACGGAUCCUGCACCGGAGGGAGAUCCAAAAUUUUGCCGAUUGGCGGCAGUUCCACGCGGAAGCGAGCACGAGGCAGCCGAGAAGCCGGGAAAGAGUGUGACCUGCGAUGUUAUUGAGGUCAGUGACGACGAAGAGGGGGCUGCCGGCGAUGCCAACAGGGGGAGAAGCCCGGGGGAGGGCGUCCUUGCCGUCCCGACUCCUCGGAAGCGCGCGAUGCGGUCGGUGACCGGGGAGAGCGAGGAUGAAGGCGACGCGGAGGGGGGCGGUGGUAGCAGCAAGGAAUACAGUGUGGGUCUGGAGGACGACGGUGUUUUGGCCUCGCCGCGGGGUAAGAGGCGGGCGGCGGCGCGGGUGGUCACCAGCGAUAGCGAGGGUGAGGAUGUGAGUGACGGUGGGCUUGGGAGUGGCAAGGAUGAUGGUGGGCUUCAGGAGGAAGGCGUUAAGGCCAGCAAGAAGCGGGGGUUCUGCAGAAUCUGUGACAGGGAGGAUGAGGAUGCCAUUGAGGGUGUCGAUGUGGUUACUUCGAAGGCUGCUUCGCCGUCACAGAUUCAGAGUGGGGAGGAUGAGGAUGAUAUGGUUCCCGUUUGUCAAGUGCUGAAGAAGAUGAGGAAAGAGAGGGUGAGCGAUGACGAUGAUGAUGAUGAAUUUGGUGAAGCAAAAGGGUGUUCUACUCCCCCAACAAGACGCUCAGCUCGGUUGGUUAAAAAUCAGUCAAAAGGGGGACGAGCUGCACGCCGGGUUCUCAACUUUGUUGAGCCCAAGGAAUAUGAAGGAAGUGAAGAUGAUGUGGAAGAGGAUGAUGAUAUGGAGGAGUUCAUAAAUGAUGAGGAUUCUUCAGAAAACACUAGUGAUUCUGCUGAAGAAUCCUGUGACGAACCAGAUACAUCUGGUACAUCUGUUCUGAAUGAAGGAUCCUCUCCAGCACCAGAAGAGUCUGACAGUGAGGUAGACUAUGCAGAUGUUAUGGCUCGCAUAGGCCGUAAAAACAAAGCUAAAGACUGGAAAUUUGAGGGAGAUAUGCUAGCAGCAUUCAAUGAACAUCCCGAGAUCUGCCUGAAGGCUGUUUGUGCCCUCUACCGGAAGCAAACUGAGGAGGAACAAAAGCAAAAGGCCACUUUUGUUCAUAACAAGCAGGGAUUUAACCAGAUACAUGCCCUAAGGGGAUCUCGCAUAGCAGAAUUUCUUCUGGAUGGUGAUCUGUAUGGUCCACUGAAGAAGACCAUCUCAGAAUUAGAAGAGUAUGAUCGUAAUGCUCUUGGGUUCUGUCGCAAGGUGGCUUCACAUUACUCAAAACAACUAUUUGCAAUUUAUCAGAACAAGGAGGACCCUUACUUUCAUCCAUAGCUCUGUUAACUCAUACACCUUAUGUUGAACUGUUGUCCCUCGUAGUGUUUUGGCCAACUGCCUGCCUUACUCUUUUUACUCUUUUGUACAUAUGUGUUUAGUUGUUGUAUCUUCUGGAGAAGUUACAGAGCACAGUGGCCCUAGUGGGGGUCUCCCCCGCUGUAUAGCUUUCAAAAAAGCAGUGGCCCUGAUGUGUCACUAGGAUGCUUGUGUAGGAAAACGAGUGUCAUAUUGUGUUUAUGUUGUGGUCUUGUGUGUGCUAUUAAAUGUCUGUGCUUUCCUGCUUAAUAUACACCCGUAAUAUAAUCUGUUUAUCGAGUUAGGGGCAUGAAACCUCUUCUCCAUCAAA